Rhipicephalus sanguineus (brown dog tick) is the source of this 2345-nucleotide messenger RNA. RefSeq names its product bone morphogenetic protein 2 (gene dpp). Bases 437 to 1513 code for a protein of 358 amino acids. NCBI's taxonomy places the organism in Eukaryota, Metazoa, Arthropoda, Arachnida, Ixodida, Ixodidae. Gene Ontology annotation, biological process: SMAD protein signal transduction; BMP signaling pathway. The record is from RefSeq and is a predicted model, not a curated record. The transcript has 2 exons. Gene Ontology annotation, molecular function: growth factor activity; cytokine activity. Gene Ontology annotation, cellular component: extracellular region.
GUCGCUUCAAACUCCGGGCGACCCAAGGAUGCGCCGUCGGAAUGAACGCGGCUGACGACCGCCGCCGCAGCAGACGACGCAGCAAGCAGACGACACGUCACGCACAGCAGCAGCAGGUAACGGUGGCCUGUCAGUCACGAGGGAGGGAGUGCCGCCGUGAGUCCGCGGUUUUUGUACUACGCACGGCGUCUUUGCGAGGCGCCCCGCCUCGACGACGAUGAUGAUGCCCGAGACCUCUCUCCUUGCUCCAGUUGUGUAACGUCUCCGAGGCCAUCAGCCGCGCAAGUGUUCGUAAGGUGCCUCCUUCCCUGGCGGAUAUGAUCGUGGAGUGUGCGUGAAAAGUGGGUCAUCUGCUGCGCAGAAAGCUGGUCAAGUGUGCGACCGAUUGGAUUACCGAGAAGACGCCAUCAUCUGCCUUUGUUGGCCGCGCAAGAAGAUGGUCAAGUGGCUGCUGCUGCUGCCGCCCCUGCUGCUGCUGCCGCACGUGGUGAGCGAUCCGUCGCUGGAGCUGGCCAAGGCGCGCCUGCUCCAGGCACUCGGCCUGGAGUCGGCCCCGCACCGAGGCGGCUCCAGGCUGCCCGUUGUGCCGGACCACAUGGCCAAGCUGUUCUCCAAGUGGCGAGACAACGAGGGGGCCUUCCUCACUACCGGCGGCUCCGCCGACACCGUGCGCAGCCACACGCCGUGGGGCCCCGACCGCGAGGCGCAGACCGGGGGAGCGCGCUUCCGCUUCAACGUGAGCGGUGACCCGGACGAGAGCCUGCUAGGAGCCGAGCUGCGCCUCUUCCGGCUCCCGUCCGACCCCACGCAGUGUCCCGGCGGCGCCACGCCCGUAGAGCUGGUCCGCGUCUACGAGGUCCUCCGGCCGGCCACGCGCAAACUGGGCGAGGCGCAUCUCCGGCUCCUGGACACGCGCGCCACCUCUUCCAAGGGAUGGCUCGCCCUGGACGUCCUUCCGGCGGUGCGCCGUUGGCUGGUCGGAGAGGCCAACCAUGGCCUCUACGUGCAAGUCGUCGACGCCCGGACGGGCGCUUCCAACUCCAGCAGGGUUCUGCUGCGGCGCGAGCGGCACAGCGAGCGCUAUUGGGCUCCGAGGCAGCCGGUGUUGGUCACCUACUCGGCCGACGGCAAGAGCGCGCCAAAAAGGGUCCGGCGCGCAGCACGGCGCCGCAAGCAGCAGCCGGGCAAGCAGGGGCGCGACGCCUGUCGCCGCCACUCCCUGCGCAUCGAGUUCAGCCACGUUGGCUGGAACGACUGGAUCGUGGCGCCGCCCAGCUACGAGGCGUACUACUGCCACGGCACGUGCCCGUUCCCGAUGCCCGAUCACCUGAACAGCACCAACCACGCGAUCGUCCAGUCGCUGGUCAACUCGAUGAGCGCCCGCACCGUACCCGGCGCGUGCUGCGUGCCCACCGACCUGUCGCCCGUGUCGCUGCUCUACGUCGACGCGUUCGAGCGCGUCGUCCUCAAGAACUACCAGGACAUGGUUGUCGAGGGAUGCGGCUGCAGGUGAUCGCCAGUUCUCCCAGUGGCAUUUGAAUCUCAGCGGUGGUGCGAGCGAGUGGACCUUCGGGCUGGAAACCUAGUCGACACCGCCUUGUGACGACACACUAACGAGUGCGGAAGCCCGUGCCAUGGCUACUCAUUAAGACUUCCAGUGAAAUAUCCUUGAAAGACAAUUUACUGAGCGGGAUAAAUGGCCUCAGGUUCAUCUGUUGCACGAUGAGGUAUACACAUACAGAUGCAUCUGGUGAAUGACCAGACUGCCGGCUUGUCAAGCACUAGUUUUCUCGGCAUAAACGGCACCGUGCCUAGCCAUUUGAUGCCUCGUGUGUCACAUCUGCGGUGAACAUGUUCCAAUAAGCAUAGAAUGCGAAAAGGUCAAUUUGCACUUUAUGGUACGCCAGAUGGUGAAUACAGCCACUACUAUACAUCCCUGAUAGUGUGAGGAUGGUAAGCAUUUUUAAUUAUGUGAUGUACACACUUCAGUGAAGCUGCUUCCGAGUGUCUGACCAAGUAGCAGCAUUUUCAUUUUCCAAGCGUCGAUAAAAAGAACAACUCAUUUAUGGCAUUCUGCUCACUGUUUGCUGCAUACUGCUUUGCAGAUUUUCUUUGUCAUUUUUCGUUUGUGCCAAAGCCUCGCAAUAAAAUGUUGUACCAUACUCUAACUGAAAGGAACAUUUUGCUAUUCGCCCCGAGAUUGGGCUAUAGGUGGCAGCGCUGUUGCCGCGUUAGUGUGGAUAGGCGGUUGGCGACGCGAAUACAAUGUACACAGCGGUGCUGCUUUGUGAGCAAUUUGGGCAUCUGUCGGCGAAUAAAGCUCGUUGGCUUCAGCCUACUGGUAA